Pleuronectes platessa (European plaice) is the source of this 2243-nucleotide messenger RNA. It is a transcript of the gene ctsa, whose product is annotated as cathepsin A. Bases 3 to 2051 code for a protein of 682 amino acids. Gene Ontology annotation, biological process: proteolysis. NCBI's taxonomy places the organism in Eukaryota, Metazoa, Chordata, Actinopteri, Pleuronectiformes, Pleuronectidae. Gene Ontology annotation, molecular function: serine-type carboxypeptidase activity. The transcript is spliced from 13 exons. The record is from RefSeq and is a predicted model, not a curated record.
AGAUGCAGUGGGUGGUGUUGAUGUCACUUCCUGUCUGGUUUCAGAUGCAGUGGGUGGUGUUGAUGUCACUUCCUGUCUGGUUUCAGAUGCAGUGGGUGGUGUUGAUGUCACUUCCUGUCUGGUUUCAGACGCAGUGGGUGGUGUUGAUGUCACUUCCUGUCUGGUUUCAGAUGCAGUGGGUGGUGUUGAUGUCACUUCCUGUCUGGUUUCAGAUGCAGUGGGUGGUGUUGAUGUCACUUCCUGUCUGGUUUCAGAUGCAGUGGGUGGUGUUGAUGUCACUUCCUGUCUGGUUUCAGAUGCAGUGGGUGGUGUUGAUGUCACUUCCUGUCUGGUUUCAGAUGCAGUGGGUGGUGUUGAUGUCACUUCCUGUCUGGUUUCAGACGCAGUGGGUGGUGUUGAUGUCACUUCCUGUCUGGUUUCAGACGCAGUGGGUGGUGUUGAUGUCACUUCCUGUCUGGUUUCAGAUGCAGUGGGUGGUGUUGAUGUCACUUCCUGUCUGGUUUCAGAUGCAGUGGGUGGUGUUGAUGUCACUUCCUGUCUGGUUUCAGAUGCAGUGGGUGGUGUUGAUGUCACUUCCUGUCUGGUUUCAGAUGCAGUGGGUGGUGUUGAUGUCACUUCCUGUCUGGUUUCAGAUGCAGUGGGUGGUGUGGUGCUACUUCCUGUCGUCCCUGCUGGGCAGCGAGGCGGCGCCGGCAGGAGAUGAGGUGACCUUCCUGCCUGGUCUGCAGAAACAGCCGAGCUUCAGACAUUACUCUGGUUACCUGAGUGUGGCCGACGGGAAACACCUGCACUACUGGUUGGUGGAGUCCCAGAACGAGCCGACCUCUGACCCGGUGGUGCUGUGGUUGAAUGGCGGCCCCGGCUGCAGCUCUCUGGACGGACUGCUGACCGAGCACGGCCCCUUCCUGAUCCAGGAUGAUGGAGUGACUUUGCAGUACAACCCUUAUUCCUGGAACAAGCUAGCCAACAUGUUGUACCUGGAGUCUCCAGCAGGAGUUGGUUUCUCGUACUCUGACGAUAAGAAUUACGUGACAAACGACACGGAGGUGUCGAUGAACAACUUCCUGGCUCUGAGGGAAUUCUUCCGCUUGUUCCCAGAGUUCAGCAACAACGAGCUCUUUCUGACCGGAGAGAGUUACGGAGGAAUCUACAUCCCGACGCUGGCGGAGCGAGUGAUGGAGGACGCCAGCCUCAACCUGCAGGGCGUGGCGGUGGGGAACGGUAUGUCGAGUUACGAGAUGAACGAUAACUCUCUGGUGUUCUUCGCCUACUACCACGGCCUCCUGGGCAGCGGGCUGUGGCGCCGGCUGCAGACGUUUUGCUGCAGCGACGCCACGUGCAACUUCUACAACAAUCAGGACCAGAACUGCUCUGCCAGCGUGUCGGAGGUUCAGGAGGUCGUCUACGGUUCAGGUCUGAACAUGUACAACCUGUACUCGUCCUGUCCAGGUGGAGUCGGACACAGAGUCAGUGUGGAGCGAGGCGACCUGGUGAUCAGGGAUCUGGGGAACUCGUUCACCAAUCACCAGUGGACUCAGCUGUGGAACCAGAAGCUUCGAGUUCUGGCCUCUGGCCACCUGUCGGUCCGUCUGGACCCCCCCUGCACAAACUCCACCCCCUCCUCCCUCUACCUGAACAGUCCCUACGUCAGAGCCGCACUGCACAUCCGCCCUGAGGUCCCGGCCUGGGUCAUCUGCAGUGCGGAGGUGAAUCUGAACUAUGGGCGUCUGUGUCUGGACGUCAGGAAACAGUAUCUGAAGCUUCUCUCUGCUCUGAAGUACCGGGUCCUGGUGUAUAACGGAGACGUGGACAUGGCGUGUAACUUCAUGGGAGACGAGUGGUUCGUUGAGUCUCUGCAGCAGCAGGUGCUGGUCCAGAGGCGUCCGUGGUUCUACAGCGAUGAAGACGGGCUGCAGGUCGGAGGCUUCGUCAAAGAGUUCAACAACAUGGCCUUCCUCACAGUCAAGGGCUCAGGUCACAUGGUUCCAUCAGAUAAACCAGUCGCUGCCUUCGCCAUGUUCACCAGAUUCAUCAAGAGACAGCCCUACUGAGGGGGGGGGCAGCCUCCUGCCAGCCAAUCAGCACAGCCCUCCACUGUGUUGCCCGGCGACCAGGUCCUCGUCACUCGUCUGGUUGCCGUGUCACUUGUGUGGUUGUCAUGGAGACGCUCACUGUCUUUGAUGUGAAACUUCUUCUUCAUGGUUUCGGUUUCAGAACCAGUUCAAUAAAGUUUGAAACAAGAA